AUGCAAGCGAGUUCAGAAACCGUUGAGGAACUAUUCUCUGAUUUCAAAGGCAGUGCAAUGGCCAUGUUGGUACCGCCAUUGGCAGUGGUGGCGAGCGAACUAAUGAUGGCAUCGUUACUCAGUGGAUCGAGAUUGUCAGAGUACCUAAAGACAGUGGAUCUCUGGUUGUUCGACAUGAUCAUAAAAUUCCUUUGGCCAGGCAUAUUCAUGUCGGUUGCAAACUCGCCUCUAGCUAUUCCAUUGAUUGGUACACCACCAACCUCUAACAACAACUUGGUGUAUUGUGUUCCAAACACUUGUGCAUUGAUGGUAACAAAUUACAAAGUUUUAUAUUCAACCGCCACAAGAAUUCCUGAUAAUUUAGAUAGAAUUUGUUGGAGUUUAGUUUGUAAGAGAUGGUUUGAUAAUAGAGAUAAAUAUUUAUUGUUCAAUACCGAUGAAAUCAGUUUGAUGUCAAAUUAUAAUAAUUAUAAUAGUGCGGCACCAUUUCAUCUACAAUCAUACAAAUCAAUCUAUUUGAAAUCAAUAGAUAAGAAGAGAGAUUGUAUAUUCAAUAUUGGUUUAGGUUAUCCUUAUUGUCCCAAAUAUGACUAUUCAAUUGAAUAUCGAGCAUUUAAAAAAAUUGAUAGUAUUCCAUCGAAUGUAACUACUGUUAUUUUAGAUGACAAUUUUCUUAGUAAUUCCCGACAUAAUUUAAUCGAUUCCGAACAUCUUUCUAAGCUGUUAUCUCAAUCUCCAAAUGUAAAGGAAUUGCAAAAUUGUAAAACUCUCAAAUACAAAUUACCAGAAGAAAUUCAAACACUUUCUAUCCAUUCAAGGUCUUUUGAAGAGUUGACAGCCAACAACAUUCCACGUGGAAUCAAAAAUAUUACUUUGAAGGUUAACCAUUUCAAACAACAGAUUGGUAGAGGUGUUCUUCCAGAAGGUCUUGAAAGUAUUUGCUUUGGUAGUGAAUAUAGAAUAAAGAUAGAACCAGAUGUACUGCCAUCCUCAUUGAAACAUCUGUAUCUUGAGAGUGAUCUUACCAAACUCAAAAAACAAUCACUUCCAGCCAACCUCGAAGUUCUACAGCUCCCUAAAGAAAAUUCCAUCAAUAAGUUGUUGUUACCAAACACUCUUCAUACAAUAUUAGAGAUAUCAUCCUGCUAUAUACCUACGUUAAUGAAAUUUCCUCAUCUAACAACUCUGUCAUUCUAUGACAGUAGUUCCUCAUUGGAUAUCAAUGAGCUUCCACCAAACUUAACCAACCUGUCAUUCUCAGGUGAUUAUCAACUUAAAUGUGCAAUACCACCAACAAUUACACAUUUGGAUAUUAAAAAUUGUAGAUUUGAGAGUAGUGAAAUAUUACCAAAGACCUCAAACUACAGAUUUGAAAUUCUAAUAUCGCCAAAGUGCCCAGAACUACAAAUGACAAAUGUUCACAUUUCUAAAUUGGCACUUAAUAGUCUCAUUGAUAUCACACCUGGAAUGAUUACACCGGGAAUCGAAUCAUUGGAUCUAUCAAUGACCACCAGUAAAAUCUACGUUGGAUCAAUACCAGAGUCAGUGAAACACUUGUCAUUAAAUAUGACUACUGAGAAUUAUCAUAAUGUCAUCCCGGAAACAGUUGAAACACUCGAGUUGCACAGAACCGAUUCACUAACAGCUAACAGCAUUCCAAAAACAUUGAAAACCUUGAUCAUACCGUUUUCAAAAUCAACACUUCAGUUCAUUCCUCGACCACUUCCACCAAACAUCAUCUUUUGUGAAACCAAUCUCCAACACGCAUCUCAUAUAAGAAAACUUGAUCACCAAUAUUAUCUAUUGUUUGGCAAACCAAUCGAAGAAGUCGAUGGAGAGAUUACUAGUGAACAACCAGCUUUUCAUUUCACAACAGCAAUCUUUCAUGAAUCUGAAUUCAUUGAUCUACUUUCACGUGAAUCAAAGAAACCAAACCCAUUUAACUACUUUAACCUAAAUCAAUUUUUUAUAAAUAAAUAA
Molecule: messenger RNA, 1980 nt
Organism: Heterostelium album PN500
Lineage: Eukaryota; Evosea; Eumycetozoa; Acytosteliales; Acytosteliaceae
Exons: 4
Coding region: 1-1980 (659 amino acids)
Source: RefSeq, a predicted model, not a curated record